This is a messenger RNA of Periconia digitata, 2038 nucleotides long. Lineage: Eukaryota; Fungi; Ascomycota; Dothideomycetes; Pleosporales; Periconiaceae. The record is from the annotation of a GenBank genome assembly.
GACGAGUACAGCAUCAUCGCAUCGCAUCUUGGCUUCGCUUCCGCACUUAUACAUAUAUUUGCCACAUCCCAUUGUACAUAUUCUUAUCAUCAAACAGUCAAAGACUCACUCCUACCCACGUGACGCAUCCAGUAUGGCUUCCCCUGCCGACCUCGAGCGUAUCCGGGGAACCUUGGACACAUCGCAGAUCAAACACUGGCGGUCCAUCAUCACCUUGGUCGUCUUUAUCCUGACCAACAUCAACGUCUUGUUCCCAUUCACAUUUCCCAUCUAUGUGCCACGCGUAAUCCUCAGUGCUCUGUUCAAGACGCUCGAGUCUCUGCGUAUUACAGCACGCAAAAAUGACAGCCGCAGCAAGGGAAACAGUACGUUCGUGCGGGUCACUAUGCCCAUGAACUUUGUCACCACACCACUCAUCGCCAAUCUGUUCCUCUUGGCCAUUCUAGCCAUUGGGCGCACCGAGGUUCACGACGGCAUUAUUGGUGCAAACAACAUCGCUCCCUACGACAUCAUGUUGUUCUUCGUAUCCCUUGCCUACAUCGCCAUCUCCAUUGACGCCUCAGGUCUCAUUCGUUACAUGGCCUAUCGUGUUUUGAAAUCGGGCGGGGAUGCCGGCUACCGCCUCUACUUGUCCCUCUACGCAUUCUUCUUCGUACUUACGGCAGGGAUUGGCAAUGAUCCGAUUAUCUUGUCUGGAACUCCUUUCCUCGCUUACAUGACCCGCGUCUCUGCCAACAUCGCUCAUCCUCGCGCUUGGAUCUUUGCCCAGUUCGCCGUGGCCAACAUUGCGUCGGCCAUCCUUGUAUCUUCGAAUCCUACCAAUCUGGUCAUUGCCGGCGCCUUUAGUAUCAAGUUCAUCAACUACUCGGCCAACAUCGUCGUCCCCACGGUGGUGACUGGCGUCUUGCUCUUCCCUGCCCUGCUCUAUAUCGUCUUCCGUGACCAGUCUCUAAUUCCCAAACGCAUUGAGAUGCAUCAGCUGUCUGAGGAAGAACAAGAGAGAAAACCAGUGAAUCCAAACAUUCCGGAGGCCAUUACGGAGACUGGUGGGGAUAAUGCGGAGGAUCCACCGGAAAAGGUUCUUCCUCUCAAUGAGAUCAUGAACCCGUACCUGGAUAAAGUGGGAGCUACCGUGGCAGCUUCUAUUCUCGCCGUCACCUUGAUCACUCUCCUUGUGGUGAACGCGGUCACCCAAAACGGACAUGCGAUUCAUGCAUUCUGGGUUACAACCCCAGCGGCGGUCGUCACGUUCUGCUUCGACCUCGUCUGGGGAUGGAUGAACAGGCAUGAAUCCCGAAAGAUAGCUUCGGAGCGCCGAACCGACAACGCAAUGGUUUCUCCCACAGCCACUACAGACGAAGAAAAAAUUGCAGAGGGCCAGAUAACAAGUCCCCGCACCAAUGAACCUGCCAGCCAACCAGUUUCUCACCAGGAACAACCGCGCACGCUCUCGACCAUCAUCGCAGCCCGCUGGAACCUGUUUCAUAUCACCUUCCCCACUGCUGCAACCGUUCUGACUCAUCUACCACUUGCCCUCAUACCCUUUGCCUUUUGUAUGUUUAUUUUGGUGCAAGCCCUGGUGACCAAAGGAUGGGUCCCUGUAUUUGCUUACGGAUGGGAUGCCUGGGUGAACAAGACCGGAACAGUCGGUGCGAUUGGCGGCAUGGGGUUCAUAUCCGUGAUCCUCUGCAACUUUGCGGGUACAAACAUCGGAACCGCCAUCCUUCUCUCUCGCGUUGUCCAGUCGUGGCAAGACAUCCACACCUUGAACAAUAUCCCCAUCUCGAACCGCACUUUCUGGGCCACCGUGUACAGCAUGGUGCUCGGAGUGAACUACGGCGCAUUCAGUGUCGCCUUCAGCGCUUCGUUGGCUGGCUUGCUCUGGCGCGACAUCUUGCAACGCAAGUUCAUUUACGUGCGCAGUCGCGACUUUGUUAGGUAUAAUCUACCGAUCAUUGCUAUCACCAUGGUGGUUGGCUGCUCUGUUCUGAUAGGGCAGGUAUAUAUUGUGCGGGAUGAUUCACGAUAUGACGCGUAG